AUGAGUGCUCGGUGGCUCCUGCUUUUGGCUAUGGCCUCUCUGGCCUCCACCCAGACAGUGGAGGAAAACGCCGGGGAAUUCUUAAGAAAAUUUGAUGAGGAUGCAUCUCGUCUGGUGUACCAGUAUUCCCUUGCAUCCUGGGCCUAUAAUACAGACAUCUCUCAGGAAAAUGCAGACAAAGAGGCUGAAGCAUAUAAGGUCUGGAGUGAGUACUACAGUAAGAUUUCCGAGGAUUCCAGUGCCUUCCCUAUCGAUCAGAUCUCUGAUCCAGAGAUUAAAUUACAGCUCAGAAAGCUCCAAGAUAAAGGAUCAGGGGCCCUUUCACCCGAUAAGGCCAGUCAGCUGAGGAGAGUAUUAUCAGAUAUGAGCACUAUUUAUAACACUGCGACUGUAUGUAAAAACGACGACCCCUCUGACUGUCAGACUUUGGAACCAGGUCUAGAGAGCAUCAUGGCAAACAGCAGAGACUACUAUGAACGUCUACAUGUGUGGGAGGGCUGGAGAGUGGCCACAGGGAAGCGGAUGAGACCCCUGUAUGAGGAUUACGUGGACCUGGAGAAUGAAGCAGCCAGACUAAACAACUACGCUGACCAUGGAGAUUACUGGAGGGGGGAUUAUGAAACCACUGAUGAACCCAAAUACAGCUAUACCCGAGAUCAAGUUAUGGAAGAUGCCAGGCGAAUCUAUAAAGAGAUCUUACCUUUAUACAAAGAGCUUCAUGCUUAUGUGAGAGCCAGACUGCAAAAUGUCUAUCCGGGUCACAUCGCCUCAGAUGCUUCUCUUCCUGCACACCUUCUUGGUGAUAUGUGGGGACGGUUUUGGACCAAUCUUUAUCCUCUCACCGUCCCAUUCCCUGAAAAGCCCGACAUUGAUGUGAGCUCUGCAAUGGUGGCCCAGGGCUGGAAUGAAAUGCGAUUGUUUACAGAGGCCGAAAACUUCUUUAUGUCUGUGAAUAUGUCUGCGAUGUUUGACAACUUCUGGACAAACUCAAUGUUUGUGAAACCUGAGGAUGGAAGGAAAGUGGUGUGUCAUCCUACCGCAUGGGAUAUGGGAAACAAAGAGGACUUCAGGAUCAAAAUGUGCACUAAAGUGAACAUGGAUGAUUUCUUAACUGUUCACCAUGAGAUGGGUCAUAACCAGUACCAGAUGGCUUACCGUCACCGUCCAUACCUGCUGAGAGAUGGCGCUAAUGAAGGCUUUCACGAGGCCGUGGGAGAGAUAAUGUCCCUUUCUGCAGCCACGCCCUCUCACCUGCAGGCCUUGGGCCUCCUACCUGCCGAUUUCAAAGAGGACUACGAGACAGAAAUUAACUUCCUGUUAAAACAAGCCCUCACCAUCGUUGCCACUUUGCCCUUCACCUACAUGCUGGAGGAGUGGAGGUGGCAAGUGUUUAAAGGUACCAUUCCCAAAGAUGAGUGGAUGCUGCGCUGGUGGGAAAUGAAGAGGGAGCUAGUUGGUGUGGCUGAGGCUGUGCCCAGAGACGAGUCAUACUGUGACCCACCUGCACUCUUUCACGUGUCUGGGGAUUAUUCUUUCAUCAGGUACUUCACUCGAACUAUUUAUCAGUUUCAAUUUCAAGAGGCACUUUGUGAGGAAGCUGGCCACACCGGCCCGCUUCACAAAUGUGACAUUACAAACUCAACCAAAGCCGGUAACAAACUCAGGCAUAUGCUUGAGUUAGGCCGAUCUAUGUCAUGGACCCGUGCCCUGGAGGACAUUGCAGGAACCACAAAGAUAGAUUCCCGGCCUCUACUAAAUUACUUCAGCACUCUUCUGGAAUGGUUAAAAGAGGAUAACCAAAAGAAUAACCGACUGACAGACUGGAAUGUCAAUACUGACCCAUAUUCAGAAAAUGCUUUUAAAGUCAGAAUAAGUCUAAAAGCUGCCAUGGGAGGGGAUGCAUACAUCUGGAAUUCAAAUGAAAUGUAUCUCUUUAAGUCCACAAUGGCUUUUGCUAUGCGCCAGUACUACUUGGAAAAAAAGAAGCAAGAGAUUCAUUUCAUGUCAGAGAAUAUCCACACAUACAAGGAAACACCCAGAAUCUCUUUUUAUUUCGUGGUAACGGAUCCAACCACACCAGGCCUGGUUAUUCCUAAAGCAGAAGUGGAGGCGGCAAUCCGGCUUUCCAGAGGACGUAUCAACAGUGCAUUUCUACUCAGUGAUGAAACAAUGGAAUUUGUUGGUCUGAUGGCAACAUUGGCCCCACCUAAAGAGGAAAAGAUCACAAUUUGGCUGGUGGUGUUUGGAGUGGUAAUGGGACUAACUGUGUGCGUGGGGGUCUACCUUGUGGUCACAGGGGCAAUCAACAGGAAAAAGAAAGCUAAGAAAGUUGAGGACACUGUGAACCCUUAUGAGGAAUCCGACAAAGGACAAAUGAACAAAGCCUUUGAAGAUGAUGUUGAAUUAACAGGACUGUAAAGAAACACAACAGCUCCUUCAGAUUGCAUGAAAAAAGCUUUUGUCAUUACAUAU
Molecule: messenger RNA, 2472 nt
Organism: Triplophysa rosa
Lineage: Eukaryota; Metazoa; Chordata; Actinopteri; Cypriniformes; Nemacheilidae
Gene: ace2
Product: angiotensin I converting enzyme 2
Exons: 18
Coding region: 1-2418 (805 amino acids)
Biological process (GO): proteolysis
Cellular component (GO): plasma membrane
Molecular function (GO): metallopeptidase activity; peptidyl-dipeptidase activity
Source: RefSeq, a predicted model, not a curated record